CUGAGGGUAGUCACAUCACUUGGCGCUCAACUGCCGCUUGGAGUCUAUCCCUGGGACAACCAGCCGCGAACGGAGCGAGUCAGUCAGCAGUGAUUUUGACAUCUUACUAAUCUUUCUGGAGUUUCGUUCCCCCACCUUUUCCCCUUCCGAGUGGCUUGACUGAAAUUGGACAUGUCUUUCCCGCAGCUGGGCUAUCCCCAGUUUUUGAGUGCCUCCCCAGAGGCGUACGGAGGGGAGCGGACGGGUGUUUUGUCCGCAUCGACUCGGGAAGGGAGUUCGGAGAGUGCGGGGAAUCCUUCCGCUUCAGCAGCAGCCGCGGCAGCGCCGCCAGUCACACCGAUGUUGGGCAUGUACGCAAACCCGUGGACUGCUCAAAACUACAGCGCGUUUCUUCCGUAUAACAGCGCCGAGCUGGCACUGUUGUCCCAAAUGGGCUCGCAAUACGAAUUGAAGGAUUCUCCCGGUGCGCAUCCCUCGGGUUUUGUACACCCAGCUCAAGGCUUUUACCCAUACGGCCAGUAUCAGUAUGGCGACCCGUCCCGGGCGAAGAGUGCCACCCGGGAAACGACUAGCACGCUGAAAGCCUGGCUACAGGAGCACAAGAAGAACCCCUACCCCACCAAGGGCGAGAAGAUCAUGCUCGCCAUCAUUACCAAGAUGACCCUCACACAGGUGUCCACGUGGUUCGCCAACGCGCGCCGACGGCUGAAAAAGGAGAACAAGGUGACGUGGGGACGCAGCGCGGAGGACCGUGAUGGCAGGAUAUUUGACAGCGACAACGACGAUGAUCACGACAAGAACGAGGACGACGAAGAGAUCGAUUUGGAGAGCAUCGAUGUCGUCAAAACAGACGAUGGCAUCGAGGAGCAGAGAAAGCUGGAGCAAGGGUCCUCGUUGGAAAGGCCGAGCCCCGCCGAGCUCGAUUUGAAUGUGGAAAACAUGGAACCAAAACGGACAUUAUCUAUUCCCGAGAUCAAGGGUGUGAAUGACUCAAUUACAAACAAUAAUAAAGAAUCCCAAGCUGUCAAAAACGUCCCCGCACUUUCUCCCGAGGCCCCCGGAUGCCAACGUCCCCAAAACACUAAGCCAAAAAUAUGGUCUUUGGCGGAGACGGCGACGAGUCCUGAUAACUCGCAGAAGGCCAGUGCGCUCUCGGCCCCCGUAGGCCUGCGCGCCUCUUCUCUGCCUUCUCACCAUCCGGCAUUCCUGCCGACCCACGGAAUAUACACUUGCCAGAUUGGAAAGCUUCAUAAUUGGGCGGCAAGUGCCGCGUUUCUCAGCGCCAACUCCCUCAUGAACGUCAGGUCACUGCUAGGUGUCAACCAACAAGGCGGUCAUCACUUCAGCCACAGUCCCGCGACGCACAUCAAGAGGUCACCCUCACCGCCAGGCCAUUCGGGUCCAGAGGGAGACAGCGAUAACUCAUCCGACGGCUUCAGCCCACAACGCCAUGAUCAAGACAACAGCCAAAGGAUUGAGCCUCGGACACCAGUGCUGAGAUCACCGUUCCAACAAAUGCAUGAAAGGGCUCACCAUGAAGCGACACAGCGGAUUCUAAAGACCGUUUCCUGAGCACCAAGACGAGAAAAUAAAUUAUUUAAAAACAAAUCAAGUUCAAGUUAGCUUAUAUGUCCUAUAACAGUGUCCUAGAAAAUAUACAGACCCCAUAACAUAUCACAUGAUUUCAAUUCAUGUUUGAUUUCGCGUUUAUCUUGUAGCAUAUGUUCUUUUUUUCAUUAUUACUUUAUGGAAGAUAUUUGUACAAAAAACAG
This is a messenger RNA of Engraulis encrasicolus (European anchovy), 1772 nucleotides long. RefSeq names its product iroquois homeobox 1b (gene irx1b). The transcript has 4 exons. Lineage: Eukaryota; Metazoa; Chordata; Actinopteri; Clupeiformes; Engraulidae. The record is from RefSeq and is a predicted model, not a curated record. Gene Ontology annotation, biological process: cell development; regulation of transcription by RNA polymerase II; neuron differentiation. Gene Ontology annotation, molecular function: RNA polymerase II cis-regulatory region sequence-specific DNA binding; DNA-binding transcription factor activity, RNA polymerase II-specific. Gene Ontology annotation, cellular component: nucleus. Bases 172 to 1572 code for a protein of 466 amino acids.